UCAGGGGGUCAGCGGCGGGUGCUUUGCCUUCCGCGGGCCGCGGGGCACGAUGUUUUGCUGUCCCUGCCGCCUCCUCAGGGCCUCCGUAGCGCCCACCGCGGCCCUGGCUGCGGCGCUGCUUUCGUCGCUCGCGGGCUCCUCUCUGCUGGAGCCGAAGGACCAGGUGGCCUCGGCGCUCAGCCCCUACUUCGGCACCAAGACUCGCUACGAAGAUGUCAACCCCGGACUGCUGUCGGACCCCGAGGCGCCGCAGCGGGACCCAGAGCUGCUGGAGGGGACCUGUACCCCGGUGCAGCUGGUCGCCCUCAUCCGCCAUGGCACCCGCUACCCCACGGCCAAGCAGAUCCGCAAGCUGAGGCAGCUGCAUGGGCUGCUGCAAGCCCGUGGGCCCGGGGAUAACAGGACGGGCAGUGCCAGCGGUCGCGGCCUGGGCGCCGCGCUAGCUGACUGGCCGCUGUGGUACGCGGACUGGAUGGAUGGGCAGCUGGUGGAGAAGGGACAGCAGGACAUGCGACAGCUUGCGCUGCGUCUGUCCUCGCUCUUCCCGGCUCUCUUCAGCCGCGAGAACUAUAGCCGCCUGCGACUGGUCACCAGCUCCAAGCACCGCUGCGUGGACAGCGGCGCCGCCUUCCUGCGCGGGCUGUGGGAACACUACCAUCCUGGGUUGUCACCUCCCGACGUCGCAGAUAUGGAGUGUGGACCUCCUAGCAUAAAUGACAAACUAAUGAGAUUCUUUGAUCAUUGUAAGAAGUUCUUAACCGAAGUAGAACGGAAUGCUACAGCUCUUUAUCAUGUAGAAGCCUUCAAAACUGGACCAGAAAUGCAGAGCAUUUUAAAAAAAGUUGCAGCUGUUUUGCAAGUGCCAGUAAACAAUUUAAAUGCAGAUUUAAUUCAGGUAGCUUUUUUCACCUGUUCAUUUGACCUGGCAAUUAGAGGUGUCAAAUCUCCUUGGUGUGAUGUUUUUGACAUAGAUGAUGCAAAGGUAUUAGAGUAUCUAAAUGAUCUGAAACAGUAUUGGAAAAGAGGAUAUGGAUAUACCAUUAAUAGUCGAUCCAGCUGUACCCUAUUUCAGGAUAUCUUUCAGCACCUGGACAAAGCAGUUGAAGAGAAGCAAAGGUCUCAACCAGUUUCUUCUCCAGUCAUCCUUCAGUUUGGUCAUGCAGAGACCCUUCUUCCACUACUUUCUCUCAUGGGCUACUUCAAAGACAAGGAGCCCCUAACAGCUUAUAAUUACGAGGAACAAAUGCAUCGAAAGUUCCGAAGUGGUCAUAUUGUACCUUAUGCCUCCAACCUAAUAUUUGUGCUUUACCAUUGUGAAAAUGCUAAGACUCCUAAAGAAGAAUUUCAAGUGCAGAUGUUAUUGAAUGAAAAGGUCUUGCCCUUGGCUCACUCACAAGAAACUGUUUCUUUGUAUGAGGAUCUGAAGAACCACUACAAAGACAUCCUCCAGAGUUGUCAAACCAGUGAAGAAUGUGAAUUACCAAAGGUGAACAUCACAUCUGAUGAGCUAUGAGUAAUUGGAGAGCAUUUUUAGUUCAUCAGUGCUUCCCCAUAGGGAAUGAUUACAUUUGUAAUAGGUAGACAAUAUCUUGAUUACAGAAGCUUUCAUAUUACUUGGCUAUUUCUGUCUUUUCACAGAAAAACUUUUGGGGGGGGUCUGAUAGGUAGGUAAGAAAUGAUUUUCACUGGAGCAGCUCUCUUAAGAAAAAAAUCUAUUCAGAGAAACAACUAACACUGCAAUUGUUUACAGAAAUGAAGUUUUUCCAACUUACAUGAGAAACCUCACACUGAAGUAGAAUGAUUUUAAAAUGAUACUUGCAAAGUCCUGGAUCAUCAAAACAUGUCACUUGAAUGAUCCAUAAUUUGAUUUAACUGGUCAAAUUGUGCUACAGAUUUGCUUAUCCCAGGUGGGACAGUUCUAGUAUUAAUUGUGUCUCUUAAUCAGAAAUAUUGUGAUUAAGUAGGACUACCACUUUAGAAGAAAACUAGUAUCUAAUAGUUGAAACUGUUAAGAAAGGGACUGAUUUAAAAGGGGAUCUUCACUGGGAGAGUUGGCACACGCCUGUAAUCCCAGCAAUUUGAGAGGCUGAGGCAGGAGAAUCUCAAGUUCAAAGCCAGCCUCAGCAAAAGUGAGGUGCUAAGCAACUGAGUGAGACCCUGUCUCUAAAUAAAAUACAA
Sciurus carolinensis (gray squirrel) is the source of this 2178-nucleotide messenger RNA. RefSeq names its product multiple inositol-polyphosphate phosphatase 1 (gene Minpp1). The transcript is spliced from 5 exons. Lineage: Eukaryota; Metazoa; Chordata; Mammalia; Rodentia; Sciuridae. The record is from RefSeq and is a predicted model, not a curated record. Gene Ontology annotation, molecular function: acid phosphatase activity; inositol phosphate phosphatase activity. Bases 50 to 1513 code for a protein of 487 amino acids.